AACCCUUUGACCCCAUAAUCUUCGCCUCUUCAGGUGGAAACCUUCAUCCAAUCCUCACUCGUUAGAUUUUCCUCCACUGAUUUAGUCCAUUUCAACAACAACAAAAAAAUGAUAUGCCUAAUUCUUUCGACCUUAAAAUUUUGAACAAGGAAGAAGAAGAACCCAUCUAUAAUGGGAACCCACUUCCAAUUUGAUGAUAAACGCGUCCUGUUAAAAUCUUUCUGUAGAAUCAUGAUCACGUUUGGAAACUCUUUGUGGGUUUUGUCCUUCAAUUCCUUAUUCUUACUUUUUGGGUUCAUUUCCAAGUUGAUUAUCAGACUCUGCAGCAGCUUCAGAACGUGUAGUAAUAAUAAAGAUGAUAAAAUCGAUUUGGUUGAUUCCCCGGAAUUGGAACCAUUUGGGUUUUUACAGUCGGAGGGUUUUCACGAGUACUUAUUUGGGUUUCAGUUCCAGGCGAUUGAAGAAGGUGAGAGUGAAGAAGAAGAAGAAGAUCAUGACGACGGAAGAAACCCAGAAUCAGAUUACUCUGCUAUCACGGACACUCCCCUAGUUCACAGCGCGAUCAAGUUUCAGACUUUUCCCGUGAAAGCUUCACGCGGUUUCUUGGUGACUCCGGAAGAUGUAAGCUUUACUGUUAAAGAGAUGUUUGUACACCCGGAUAAUGAUUCUCAGAUGGUUUCCGCCAUGGAUGUUUCCGUUUCCGAUCACGGUUUAGAGACAAAACAAGAGGAAGGUGUUCCUGGAGGAGAAGACGUCUCUUCUGAAAAUCGUGAGGUGGACGAUGAGGAACGCGGUGUUGUCAGCGAGGGAGAUAAGUCCGAUGAAUCUUUGUCGCCUUCAAAAGAGCCAAAAGGACGUCAUAUGCUAUCUCAUUUCGAUCGAGAACGUGAUUUUUCUGCUUUUAGUGGAAGGACCCCAUUUCCAGUUUUAGAUAAUGAAGAUGAAGAAAAUGAUCUUGAUUUUCUAGAGCAAAUAUCGGAUUUGAUGAGGAAUUUCGAGGACGAUAGUAGAAGGAACGUCGCCAGCAAAGAUAAAGCUGUGAACUUUAAUGGAGAAAAUCAAGAAUCCCUCGAAUUAAUUGAUAGGGAGAUUCCAUUCACAACUUGUAAUGAUUAUUCAACGGAGGAGGAUGACGACGAUGAAGAAGGGUACAUCAUUGACUUCGAGUCGCACAGGGAAUUAGGGUUUAUUUCAGAGAGAAAAUCAACGGGUGAUGUUGAAGCGUCAUUAUCAAAUGAGAAGAAUACAUUCAGGAGAUGGGAUUUUGAUUUAGAAGAUGAAAAUGAAAAUGAAGAAGAAGAAGAAGAUGGGUUUAAAGACAUUCUGAUGCAACACAGAGUGAUGGUAGAACAGCUGAAAAUGGAUGCCAAGAGUUCGAGAAGCGGAAGGCUUGCGACGAUCAUGGAAGAAUGCGAGACCAUGAAAAUGGAUUUGAAGCCGUUGAGAUUAGAUGAAAGAUUGGAUCAUAAAGACCACAUGAAUGAGAUUCAAAAAGUCUACAGAAGCUACACAGAGAAGAUGAAGAAGCUUGACAUCUUGAAUUACCAGACAGUUCAUGCAAUCAGCUUUCUUCACAUGAAGGACCCAUCACCAUCGUCCUCAUCAUCAUCCCACAAAGACCCAACCUUGAAAUCGCCGGUUUCUGCAAUAAAAACGCUCAUUUUCUCGAGCAUGUGGCCGUGCAAGCUGCGCAGGAUCUACUCGGCCGAUCCGACGGUGAAAUCCAUGGCGGAACUCCACAGGGACCUUGAAACGGUGUACGUAGGACAAGCCUGUCUGUCGUGGGAGAUACUUCAAUGGCAAUACGACAAGUCGAAGGAGCUUCUUUUAAACGAUACCGACAGCCAACGGUCGUAUGGGCAAGCUGCUAUUGAAUUCCAGCAGUUUCAAGUUUUAGUUCAUAGGUUUGUAGAGAACGAGGCUUUUCAGGGUUCCAGAGUUGAAAACUACGCCAGGGAUCGUUGUUCACUUCGAACCAUACUUCAGGUUCCCGCCAUUAAAGACGAUGACUGCUUGAAGAACAGGACAAGGAGGGGAGAAAUCAAAGGAGCUGGAUCAGAAGAAGUAGAGAAGAAGAUCUCUAUCGCUGCACUGAUGGAUGUGAUAGAAGAAUCGAUGCGAUCGUUCUGGGAGUUCAUUCGGGCUGAUAAGGAGGAUGCCACGAUUUCGAUAUCCAAAAGCUUAUUAUACAACAGAGGAGCUGAACAACAACAACAAAAGAAGGAUCAAAUGGAACUUUUGAAUCAGCUGAAAACAAUUCUUCAAAAGAAGGAGAAAAGGGUGAAGGGAAUAGUGAAGAGUGGGAAUUGUUUAGUGAGGAAAUUUCAAAAAAGGCAGAAAGAAGGAAGAAGAAGAGAGAAAGAUGAAUGGACAGAGCCACAGCUGAUUGCGCAGGUGGAAUUGAAGCUGGUGGGAAGGGUUAUGAACAAGACAAGAUUAACGCAAGAUCAGUUGAUUUGGUGCCAGAAGAAACUCAACGACCUCACCGUAAUCAAAGGGAACAUCCAAAUCGAACCUUCUUUUAUGCUCUUUCCUUUCUAACAGCAGCUUCUUUUAUUGUGUAUAUAUAUAUAACACAUGUUCUUAUUAGACUUAGACGACGACGACGACAGCUUCCCAGUUGGCCAUGGUGGUGAAUCCUUAUAAACAAAAUAUCACCAUCAUGAUGACCAAACAAACUGUGAGAGGUCUGAUUUAGGAUAUAUCUUAAUUACAUCACACCAAAUAAA
Molecule: messenger RNA, 2729 nt
Organism: Impatiens glandulifera
Lineage: Eukaryota; Viridiplantae; Streptophyta; Magnoliopsida; Ericales; Balsaminaceae
Exons: 5
Coding region: 172-2541 (789 amino acids)
Source: RefSeq, a predicted model, not a curated record